Messenger RNA from Esox lucius (northern pike), 519 nucleotides. RefSeq names its product ladderlectin-like. Gene Ontology annotation, molecular function: signaling receptor activity. NCBI's taxonomy places the organism in Eukaryota, Metazoa, Chordata, Actinopteri, Esociformes, Esocidae. The transcript has 5 exons. The record is from RefSeq and is a predicted model, not a curated record. Bases 1 to 453 code for a protein of 150 amino acids.
AUGUAUGAUCUGUUAAAUGAGGCUGUGUUCAGGAAUUGUCUUACAGGGCCACACAGGUGCCCUGGGGAAUGGCGCCAGUUUGGUUCCCAUUUUGUCAUUUUCGAUGAGACUCCAAGAUCUUGGGCGGAUGCGGAGUUCCACUGUCAGUCUCUUGGUGGACACCUGGCCUCAGUACACAGCUGGCUGGAGUCUAUAUUUCUGGAGGCGUUGACUUUUGAUUUACCUUUGACCUGGAUUGGAGGAACGGAUAGUGGUCAGCCAGAGAUGACACAGUACAAGAGCUGGUCCUGGACUGAUGGCUCUGGAUUUAAUUACCGACAGUGGGCAGAAGGAAUGCCUAACAACUGUAUUGUUGGACAGUCGUGUAUUCAGAUGAAUUUUGGAGAUAAACAUCGCUGGAACAAUGAAGUCUGUGAAAAGCCCUUUGCUUCGGUCUGCUCACAAAGCGAUUGAAAUCAAUUAUUGCUGUCAUGUUUACCUAUUGAUUGUUGUGGUUGUCAAUAAAACAGCUGAACUCUA